CAAGCUGCUUAACAAUUAGAGAAAGACAAUUGAUAAUACCACGUCAUAUUGCAUUUGUCUGUUCUAUUAUCUGAUUAAUGAUACCACGUCAUUGUAUUAUAUUGUAUCGUUGUAUUGUAUGCACAGAGCUCAGACAGAGCCCGGACAGAGCCCGGACAGAGGUGAUUUGAUUAGUGAUCGCUAAUAUCCCACUGCUACUGCUACUGCUACUACCACUACUACGUCUUCUCUCUUCUUCUUCUUCUCUUCUCUAUGAUUACUGAUCCAUGUCGUCAUCUCUUGAUUUCAAAGCAUCUGCUUACCUCUCUGAUUCUUCUCUGUCUGUCAACUAUUUAACUGUCUCUGUAUACCACUUCUUCUCUCAUCAUCACUCAUCAUCACAGCAUCUCAAACACCACCAUGUCACCCAAACUUCUUCUCACCGGCGCUACCGGCUACGUCGGCGGCCACGUCCUUGCCCACCUCGUCGCCUUCAACUCCCCCUCCAAACUCGACCUCUCCGCCUUUGUCCGCAAGCAAUCCGACGCAGACAAACUCGUCUCCGUCUACGGCUCAAAUGUGUCCGUCGUCCUCGGCCCUAAUGCCUACGAGGACCCGGCCUUUGCCUCCGCCGUCGCGGAAGCAGACAUCGUUCUCCACCUCGGCAACGCGGCCGACGACCCUGUCUCUGCUGACCUGAUCGCGGCAAAGAUCAAGGACGGCGCGCUGCUCAUCCACAUCUCGGGCUCGUUCGUCCUUUCCGACUUUUCCAAGCUCGACCAGGCACUCACGACCCCGGUCGACGAUAUCAAAGACAUCAAGACCAUCACUUCAUUGCCCGAGUCGCAGCCCCACCGCGACAUCGACAUCAAAGUGCUCGACCUUAGCAAGAAGAGACCGAACGUCAAGACACUGAUCGUCUGCCCGCCCUUGAUCUACGGCCCGUCCAAGAGCAUCGGCCAUAAAGCCUCGAUCCAGAUCCCGCUUCUGAUCAAGAUCGCGUCAAUCGCGAAAGCAAACAAGGUCUUUGGCACCGGCAACGCAAUCUGGAGCACCGUCCAUCUGAGCGACCUCGCAAACUUCUUUGUGACCCUCGUCUCGACCUACAUCUCCGACCCGUCCAAGCUAUCCUACAACGACGAAGGUUACUACUUUGUCGCCAGCGAACAACGCAGCUGGGGCGAGAUCGUCGCCGCUCUUGACGCGCCGCUGGUACACUACGGAGUUAUCCCCAGCGAGAACGUAUCUUCCAAGGAACCCGCGUGGACUGCAGACUCAUUCACGAUCCUUGGAGACAAGUCGUCGUACGUCUACUCGCUCUUUACUAGCAACUCUGUCACUGAGCCUUCGCGCGCAAAGAAGUUGGGAUGGAAACCGGUGAAUGCGGGAUUGUUGGCGGAGAUCGGGCCUAUGGUCAAGUUGUUUUCUGAUGGAGUUGAGUAGUGUACUUUUUGUUUGUAAGUGAGUUGUCUUAUAGAUGUAGUUGUAUUAAUAGAUACAUAAACGAGUUCACAGU
Myxozyma melibiosi is the source of this 1495-nucleotide messenger RNA. RefSeq lists its product as uncharacterized. Lineage: Eukaryota; Fungi; Ascomycota; Lipomycetes; Lipomycetales; Lipomycetaceae. The transcript has a single exon. Bases 400 to 1422 code for a protein of 340 amino acids. The record is from RefSeq and is a predicted model, not a curated record.